Molecule: messenger RNA, 1382 nt
Organism: Lycium barbarum (goji berry)
Lineage: Eukaryota; Viridiplantae; Streptophyta; Magnoliopsida; Solanales; Solanaceae
Exons: 3
Coding region: 121-1158 (345 amino acids)
Biological process (GO): positive regulation of ATP-dependent activity; protein folding
Cellular component (GO): cytosol
Molecular function (GO): protein-folding chaperone binding; ATPase activator activity
Source: RefSeq, a predicted model, not a curated record
AGUCUUUAGAACCCUCCAGAACCCGUUUUCCCUUAUAUCUCCACUGCGUUCCACUGGUCCAUCAAAUCCCUCCACAGCACACAAUCAAAUCCCCUCUCACCGCCGUAACACCGCCGUGAAAUGGCCCGUUUAGGAGAAGGAGACAAACGCUGGAUCGUCGAAGACCGACCUGACGGAACCAACGUUCACAAUUGGCAUUGGGCUGAAACUGAUUGUCUCGAAUGGUCACGUAAUUUCCUUAACAAUCUCUUAUCAAACAAAACCCUAAUUGACGGUGAAGGCAACCUCAAAAUCCGAACAAAAAACCUCGAAAAACUCGAAGGUGAAGCUUACGUUAAUAUCCGAAAAGGGAAAGUAAUUCCAGGUUAUGAAUUAAACUUAAUUCUGUCUUGGGAAGGUGAGGUUGUAAAUGAAGGUGGUUUGAAAUUUGAAGGGAAUGUUGAAUUACCUUAUAUAGCUGAUGAGAAUGCUGAUGAAGAUCCAGAAAUUAGGGUUACGAUUAAAGAUGAAGGGCAAAUUGGGAAGAGAUUAAGGGAUGCAUUUAUUGUUAAAGGAAAGCCUUUUGUUUUAGAGCAAAUUAGGGUUUAUGUUAAUGCUAUGUCAAAAGGGGGUCCUUGUAAAGAUGAAAAUGACGUGAAAAAAGUGGUAAAAAAAGCGGUCAACGCCGGAGACGUUGGAACUCCGGCGUUGACUCCGGUGAAGGAGGAGGUGAAGGUGAAAAAGGAGAAGAAAAAGGAAGGGUUUAAGACGAUAACGAUGACGGAGAAAUUUAGUUGUAGGGCUAAAGAUUUGUUUGAGAUAUUGAUGGAUGAGAAUAGAUGGAAGGGAUUUACACAGAGUAAUGCUAGGAUAAGUAAGGAGGUUGGUGGGGAGUUUAGUAUAUUUGAUGGAUCGGUUACGGGGAGUAAUGUGGAGUUGCAAGAAGGGAAAUUGAUUGUUCAGAAAUGGAGGUUUGGUAGUUGGCCUGAUGGUAUUCAGUCCAUGGUCCGAAUUACCUUUGAGGAACCUCAAUCUGGAGUUACAGUUGUCAAGCUGACACAUACAGAUAUACCAGAGGAAGACAGAUAUGGUAAUUCAACUGUUGUGGAGAAUACAGAGAGAGGAUGGAGAGACCUUAUUUUCCACAGGAUCCGGGCUGUUUUUGGUUUUGGAAUCUAAAUUCUCUAUAAGUGUGGAAUUUUACAAUUUAUGCAAAAUGUAUGAGGAUCAGGCACUAUUCUUCUGGACACCAUGGACCUAAGAAUCCGGUUCAACUGAGUUUUUCUUUAGUUGAUUGUCAGGUUUUCCGAGCUUAAUAACUCAAUUUAAAGGUGAACUUGUAGAAUUUGUCUUCAAUGGAACUUAUUCUAUUUAUGUUCAAUGGAACUUAUUCGUUUUUGCUA